Nezara viridula (southern green stink bug) is the source of this 5053-nucleotide messenger RNA. The record is from the annotation of a GenBank genome assembly. NCBI's taxonomy places the organism in Eukaryota, Metazoa, Arthropoda, Insecta, Hemiptera, Pentatomidae.
CGGUGGGAAAGACACUACAACAUCAGUCCCUAAAGAAGACAUAGUCCGUAGCGACGUGAGGUUGGAUGACCUCCUCCUGGUUAUUUGUGCUCCCGCAAGCAAUGUAGUCUGUAAGACGACCACAUCUCGCGGCCAAAGAUCAACAUGGUCUAUAGCGCCAACCGAAAAAAAAAUAAUAAAAAAAUAUAUGUAUAUAUAUUGUUGUAAGAUAGGCAUCCAGUUACUAAGUACACCAAGCAGUUAAGUAGCUGAUAAGAGGCCUAGAUGGAGGGGAUGGUACGUCACGGGAGUCAGAUAGUACCGGCUCAGUCUGUGAUGUUACUAACUGUGUACUGCCUCGCUCUGUCCCUAGUCUACAAGUGGAGGCGAUGUCUCUCCGCCGGGCUAGGCGGCGUAGUGAAGAGCCAGAGUCCCUCACCCCCUCUGACCCAGGGCAAGAGAGGGCUAAGUCCCGACACGUCCGACCCGACCAAGCCCAUAACAGAGAUGCCUUCGAUGGAGAUGGCGCGGGCAGGCUGGGUGCUGCGAACCCUGCUGCUCAACGAGCAGGAGCAGGUGCUGCGGGAGCGGAAGACUGCUGGGGGGAGGAUGAGCGUCCCGAUGGCCGCCUCCGGGUCGGAGCUGGUGUCCUGGCUGAUCAGCCUGGAGGCGGGGCUCGACCGCCAGCGCGCCACCACCAUGUGGCAGGCCCUCCUCGAGGAAGGCAUCAUCUUCCACGUUACUGGAGAGCACGAGUUCAGAGACAAAUGUGUGCUCUAUCAGUUCCGAUCAGACCGGGACGGUAUUGCAGGAGGAUGUACUACGCCUCAGGACAUUGCUGAAGCAGAAGAGCACCUCCAGGAGUGUCUGGCAGAUCUGGCUGACAGAGGGCCAGAUGCAUGGCUUAGAAUGGUCCUACGAAAAUCGAGUAAUGACAGGACUGCUGAUGACUUGGAAAUAAUAUAUGAAGAGCUUCUUCAUAUGAAGCCAUUAAGUCAUCUCAGUAAUUCAAUGAAGAGGGAGCUAGCCAGCGUAAUCAUGUUUGAAGCACAUCCCCGUCCAGGAAGUGUGGUGUUUGAGCAAGGAGAAGAAGGAAGAUCAUGGUACCUAGUGCUGUGUGGUUCCGUUGACGUUGUGAUACAUGGUAAAGGAGUUGUCGCAACGUUACACGCAGGAGAGGACUUUGGCAAACUGGCUCUUAUAAAUGAAGCCCCUAGGGCUGCCAGUAUAAUUGUAAGAGAAGAUAACACACACUUGUUAAGAGUUGGCAAGGAUGACUUCAACAGGAUCUUGAGGGAUGUUGAGGCUAACACUGUACGAUUAAAAGAGCACGGAAAAGAUGUGUUGAUUUUAGAAAAAAGCCAGGGUCCGCAUUCUUCUGUUAAAUAUGUCGUCAUGGCAUGCACUCCAGCGAGAAUGGUUGAGCACCUUCUGGACUCGAGGCUUGAUAGUGGAUCAAUAGACCCAGCUCUGGACGACUUUCUUCUCACCCAUGAACUGUCGAAUGAUGCAAGCAGCGAAGGAUGGGAAGAGGCUGCACUGAUGCACAGGCUAAUUAUAUUCCGUGUUUACUGCGCUGACCACACAUAUUGCACCCUGAGAUUACCCGUGUCUGCGACAGCAGAGCAAAUAAAAGUGUGUGCUGCUGACAAGCUUGGCUUGAGAGUGAGGCCCGAGGAUCUGAUCCUUGCUGAGCUCAAGUCUAACGGUGAAAGAGUCAAUUUUAGGGACGUGGAAGUUUCCGUGCCAACCUCACUCAGUUUAAACGGAAGAAUUUUUGUUGCUCCAAAGGACCAUCUUGAUGCUUUGACUGUGAUAGCUGAACAAGAAGCUCCAACAGAAGGAGUUGAACUUGAUUUAGAAGAUGUCAGUGCCAAAGAAAUGGCCUACCAUAUGACCAUUUGCAAGCAGUACCACAACAUUAAUGGAAUGUUUGCUCUUGUCCUCGGGUUGUCGAAUAUGGCUGUGUCCCGACUGUCACUGACAUGGGACAAGCUGCCAAGCAAGUCUCGAAAGCUUUAUAUGCAGCUUGAAGCAACGAUUGACCCCUCGAAGAAUCACAGAGCCUACAGAGGAGUCGUUUCCAGUAUGGACAGUCCCCUUGUUCCAUUUAUGCCACUCCUGCUAAAAGUCAUCGAAGAUCCUCCAACGCCCAAAAAUGAAUCAGAAGUGCGUGCCUAUGUCCGAUGUCUUCGAACAAUUGACAACCAAAGGACUCUUACGAGCUUAUCUCAAAAAUUAGAACCAAGAAGAUCUUAGAACCUGUUGUUAAUUCACUAGGUUGAUGAAACAAGCUUAAAAACUAAAGUUUUUUAUUGUACAGAAUGGCCGAAUUUAACCAAACAAAUGUUUUUUAUUAAAUUGACCUCUGGCCACUAGUUCUGAUAGAUUUCCUAAAAUUUAGUUACUGACAUAUGCAGUAGAAUUGAUUUUGUUACUUUAAAAACAAAAAAAAAAUAAAUAAAAAAAAAAGAAGAAAAUUAUCGAUUGGAUGAAAAGUGUAAUUCAGUAGUAUAAAAUUUUAUAUCAACUUGAUUAUGCUCUCUGAAUCUUUUCACUUAUUUAUUAUUUAGAAAAAUAUCAUCUAAUAAUUCUGCUGCAUUUAGGAAUUAAUAUGUUUAAUUUGAUUUGUGUUUGAAUGUCUAUUAUUUAUGUGUCGCUAAAUAUUUAUUAAAAAUCUUAAAUAUAGAAAAAUUAUUAUACUGAUAUUUUAAAAUGGUAUUCAACAUAUAGAUUUGUUAUGAAUUAUCUUUUUUUUUUUACUUAUGAUAACUAAUAUUUUCAAAAAUGAAAAAAAAAAUAUAAAACUUUUUGAAGUGUUAAUCUCAUUUUUAUUUUUUUUAAUGAGAAAUGAAAUUAAAACGUGUGUGCAUGGUGAAAAAAAUUAGUAGGUUAAGGAACUGUGAAACCAAAGAUAUGUUAACCCUUUUUAUUAAUCUUGUCAUUUAUAUAUAUAUAUUGUAAUUUUGUAUAUUUAAUGUUAUAUAACUAAUUAUAACCUUAAAAUUAUGUUAAAAAAAUAAAAUAAAAAUUGAGAACACCAAAGUAGUAAUGUUAGAAAUGCAAUAUUUUGUAUAUACAUACAAUUAACUAAAAAUCUCUUCUUUUGUAUUGUACUUUAUUUUACAUUCUAGUCAUACAGUAGCUGUUAUAAUGAUAUAUAUAUCUGUGUAUGUAACAAUGAUAGGUUUUAAAAAGUGUUCUUGAAACAGUUUUGAAUCCUACUGAAGGCCAAUUAUGACAUGUUGAUUUAUAUGGAAAAAUACAUGUUGAGUAGGUUAGGAUGCUGCUACCCUAUUUUUUUAUAUCUCCGCUCCUUUAAUAAAUGAAUUUGAUAUAUAAUCACUAUUUUUUUUUUUUUAGUUUCUUAGUGUGAAGCGUUUUAGUUCAGUUGAGUUCUUUACAAUUUUCUUCUUUAAUGCAAUUUUCUAUUAUUGUGUGUAUGCUAUAAUUUUUCUGUGUAUACUGUAAUAAUCGAAUGAAAAUGGGUUGAUGAUAAAAUUCUUUUUAUGUUUUGGAUAAAAAUUUUCAUUUUAUAUUCAGAUAUAGGAAAAAAGGACCCAUAGCAUUGAUUUAAUUCUUACCAGAAUAUUUUCAGUGAUUUAUUGAUUCUAAAAAGAGCUAAUGCCAGUUCUGUCUAAGGCCAAAAGUGUUUGGAAAUUAAAAAUACUCAACUCUUUUUUUUCAAAUUAGUUUUAUAAGCAUUAGUAGUUCUUUUAAAGAACUUUUUUUUCUUUUUUUUAUUAUCUCAAUUAAUUUAAACUCCCAUUUUUUCACUGGGUUCUUUUACUUCAAACCACCAACUAUUUAUCUUAAUAUACAUUUUUUUUUUUAAUGCUUUGCUUGUGAUUCAUUUCUACCUUAUUUCGGUUAAAGCAAUCACUAUACAAAAUUUGGCAUCAUACUUGUUUAUUAUAAGGUUACUUUUGUUCAUUACCUUGGUUAAAACCCUUUAUAAUAACUGUGAUGGUAAUACUCCAUAAUAUCAGCAACUGACACAAAAUAAACCAAAACUAUUCAUAGAUUUGUUAUAGAAAUAUUGAAAUUUUGAUUAUUUAAUGCUGUUGUAUGUAAUAUAAAUAAAAGAAAAACUAUUUCCCAAUUCUAGUCACCACAGAAAAAAUAAAUAAACUAAAUGAUUCCAUCUAUUCUAUGAAUGACUCUAGCUAUUCUGGGGUAUUACCAUUGUCAGAUUAAAGUCAAUAAUUUUAUUUGUUAUUUAUCGAAAUUAUAUUAAAUUAACUGAAUUGACAAUCAAUUAACAUUCUAAAGAUUUUGAAUUCCUUCAAUGUGAAAUAUAAGUUAAUAUUUUCUGUUUAAUGAUUCUGACUGUUAAUAUAUUUAGACCUGUGAACUAUAUUUGCAUAUUACUUAAAUGUCAGUAUUUAAACAAACAUAAAAAUCCGAUAACUCUAAAUAAAUUGUUUUAAUUUUCUUUGUAAUUUGAAAUAAAUAAAAAUAUGAGUGCCUUUAAUAUAUAAAUAUAUAUGUAUAUGUCUAAAACAAAAAAAAAAAAAAUGUUUUGCUCUUCAUGUCUUAUGUUACAGAAGAUGUAUUAUUUAUUGUACUACGCAGUGUAACAAUAUGUAAAAUAUCCAAGAGAAAAAUAGUUUGGCUUCACUUAUCAAAACUAUACAUGUGAUGUUGAUGAUGGGUCCAUCUUUGAAAUUAUUUAUACUUUAUCUAAGUCUGUUUAUAUUUACAUAUGUAAGAAAACAAAUAUAUUUUUCCCAAUCAUAGUGGGAUGUGUUCGUAGGUAGCUAGACUAUAUUCUGUCUUAAAGUUCUAUGAUAGCAAUGUACAUGCCAAUGUAUAUGAAUCAACCUUUAAAUGGCUUCCUAUUAUAAAUAUAUACCUUAACUUUCUUUAGGUUAAUGAAAAGUAGGCAUAUAUUUGCUGUAAAAUUGUAAGGAUAACUCCAAAAUGACAUAAAUUUGUCCUUCAUAUGGACUCGUUUCUAAUGAACGUUUAAUCUUGCACUGUAAUUAUGAUUAGGUAUUUAUAAUUAUUUACAGUAAUAAAAAUAUCUCUAUUGUAUGUUAUUUUUUUGUAAUAAAAUUGUGAAAAUGAUGAA